Molecule: messenger RNA, 1281 nt
Organism: Cyprinus carpio (common carp)
Lineage: Eukaryota; Metazoa; Chordata; Actinopteri; Cypriniformes; Cyprinidae
Product: guanine nucleotide-binding protein G(I)/G(S)/G(O) subunit gamma-10-like
Biological process (GO): G protein-coupled receptor signaling pathway
Cellular component (GO): heterotrimeric G-protein complex
Molecular function (GO): G-protein beta-subunit binding
Source: RefSeq, a predicted model, not a curated record
CAGUAUGUAUCCAAGGUCGAUGGACAUUUCAGUGGCGAGUUUGACAUCAAACUGAGCACAGAUCAGCCUGAUGACAUUACUUUACGUGUCUGUUAAAACCCGAAGUUUUAUGAAAACGAGCCAAACUUAAAGGUGAAGAAACCCCAUCACCAGGUGUGCUCCUGCGCCGUCCCAGUGUGAAACCAGCCGGAGACCACAGGGGCGCAACUGAGCCGGUUACUGCCAAAGUCGGUCCCGUCUCGACAUUGUCAGAAACUUUCUCGAGCUGUCAGGAGUCAUGUCGAAUAACAGCGGUUUGGUGAGUCUGCAGAGAAGCGUCAAGCAGCUGCGCUUUGAAGCAGAUAUCCGCAGAAUCAAGGUUUCUCAGGCUGCGACAGAGCUGAAGUCAUUCUGCUUGCAAAAUGCCCACAAGGACCCUCUCCUCAUGGGGGUGCCGUCAAGCGACAACCCCUUUCGUCCACCCAAAUCAUGUGCGCUCUUCUGAGGAGUCGUGAAGAGUGUGGAGGAGCUUCGGGACACCCCUCGUUCGCUCACAACCCUCAGAUCGCCUUCACGUCACAGCAGAGCUGGUCAUCAUCACUACUAUUACACUAAACUGUUUAACCUUGUAAGCUGCAUUGGAAGUCUUGAAGUCUUUCACGUUCAGUGGUGUGAGUUAUGAAGGAAACCGCUGAGAAAUGUGAUUUGAAAGUGUGUAAUUUAAAGAAGGAGUGUUACACUAGAAGGAGGAAUUUAAAGCUGUAUUGAAGGAGAGGGAUGUCUUGAAUCUCAGGUUCUCUUUGAUAACGAUCGAUGCUGUGUUUCUGAUAUAAAUGAACUUUUCUGAAUACUGAAUGAGGUACUACUUUUUAUUCGAAUGUAUUUUCUCUAAUCUGGUGGGUGAAGGUUUCUGCAUAAUUCUGACCUUUCUUGAAUGUUAUAGUUUAUGAUAUUUGCUGGUGAAAGGGUGCUGCGUGCCUGUUGUGCUUUCAGACUAAGAAUUUGAACACCAAGUGACUAGGAGCGUAUCAGCUGGCCUGGUUUGCAUGUAUCUCAUCUUAUAUCUGUACUGUGUCUUUAUCAGUCAGCCGCUGGACAUUCAUGCAAAUCUCAGUUUUACUGCUGUCCUGCACUGUUAACUCUUUCAGUCUGUUUACCUCAUGUAGGUCUUGUGUUUUCAGGUCGAUUGCACCUACAAGAGCAACAUCUGAUUUAUUUGCAGCAAGAUACCUAUGUACUUUCCCUUACAAAACUGAAUCAAGAUGUCAUUGGUAAAUAAAUUAAAAUGACUGAGCCUGAAAA